Candidula unifasciata is the source of this 1311-nucleotide messenger RNA. The record is from the annotation of a GenBank genome assembly. NCBI's taxonomy places the organism in Eukaryota, Metazoa, Mollusca, Gastropoda, Stylommatophora, Geomitridae.
AUGGCACAAACUAUUUUAAGAAGGAUCUGGAGCCACUGUCAGUGCUCUUACCAGCUCUUUAAACAUAAGAGGUCAUAUUUCAUGAGUUCCUAUCCAUUUAAAGAUGAUUUGCCUGUACAGUGUAUGUCAACAUAUGGGCAGUUAUAUAAACCUCACUUGCCUGGAAACAUGGUGUGUGGGCAACCAAACUACAGACACAAAUCUGUGAGAUUUGUGGACAAGAAACAUUUUUCUACAGGCUUUGUACAUCUUACAAAUGUAAAUGUAAUGGAGUCUAUUGAUCUUGAAACGCUUAAGAAGCAGGUCUUGGAAGAAAAAAAGAAAAGCUCAGAUAAAAACAUACACUUGACUGAAAAAGUAAAAGAAAUAGUGGCUGCAAAAUGUGACGAAAUUGUGGCCAACCUAGGACCGGAGGAUGAGAAGAAGUUGAAAGUCAUACAAUUGGAGCAUAGUUUCUUGUAUUCGGAGGGAUACCUAAUUCCUAGUUCGGAAGAAAUGCUCAACGAGUAUUGGCUAGAAGCAAUGAAACUGGAUUCAAAGAAUCAAAGAUUAAAGUACUAUACUUUUCUGGCCAAACGUUCAAAUAUUAGGAAGUCAGCAAAAGAGAAAACUGCUGCUAAAAAGUUGCUGGUGCCCGAAGAAAGAGAGAAAACACCAGUUUAUGAGCAUGGGCGCCUUUUCAUUCGAAUUUAUGAGAGCACAAUGAAAAGGUGGCAGAAUCAUCGCUUGGCUUCCUCCAUGAUGUAUGGCAUACCACUGGUCAUUGACAUGGAUUACGUCACACACAUGCGCAUGCAGGAAGUUAAAAACACAGCAUCACAGUUACAGAGUGUUUAUAAUUUAAACAAGAAUGACGCCUCACCAUUUCAUCUUCAUCUUACCAGUUGCCCUGAAGAUAAUGCUAUUUUAAGGCUGUUUCAAUAUCUGCAACAAGAAGAACAAGAUAUUUUGGCAACUGUGACUGAGAACAGCUUUUUGGAUCUGUUUGAAAGGGAAAAUUUAGUGUACCUCUCACCGAAUGCCAGACAGGUAAUGAAAGAGUUUGACCCUACAGCUGUAUACAUUAUUGGAGCUUUCAAUGAUAAGGCAACAAUGCUGCCUAUAUCCUAUGCCAGAGCAAAAGAGUACAACAUAAAAUGUCAGCGACUUCCACUGGAUGAGCAGCUAGACUGGGGCCUGGGAAGUAAGAACCUGACGCUGGACCAGAUGAUUAAAAUAAUGGUUGCUUUGAAAAACAAGAAGUCCUGGAAGGAAGCCUUAACUGCUAUACCCGGUCGAAAAUUGAAAAAACUCGCCGAUGGUGACAAAUAA